Molecule: messenger RNA, 789 nt
Organism: Brettanomyces nanus
Lineage: Eukaryota; Fungi; Ascomycota; Pichiomycetes; Pichiales; Pichiaceae
Gene: CHO1
Product: CDP-diacylglycerol-serine O-phosphatidyltransferase
Exons: 1
Coding region: 1-789 (262 amino acids)
Biological process (GO): phospholipid biosynthetic process
Cellular component (GO): membrane
Molecular function (GO): phosphotransferase activity, for other substituted phosphate groups
Source: RefSeq, a predicted model, not a curated record
AUGUCCAGAAGACAUCCCAUUGAAUCGGCCGUCUCAGACUCUGAAGACGAGAGAGAAGCCCAUCCUCCUACUUUAAAGCGCAGAUCUUCCUCGGCGUCUUCGAUCUUUAGUUUUCACCAGGAACCUCUACCUCCUCCUGACCAAAAGGACAUUUUGGCCUUUACCUCAGAUAACAGGCAUCUAUCCUUUAUUCGCCAGCUCCAUAUGGCCGAUUGUAUCACCAUGCUUAAUGGGUUUUCUGGUUUUUAUUCCAUAGUGUCUUGCCUGCGUUACGCAAUCAAUGACGAUGUUAGUUACAUUACUAGGGCCAUUGUAUUUGCAUUUUUAGGUGCUUUCUUUGACUUUUUCGAUGGAAAAGUGGCCCGUUUGAGACAUAAGGCAUCGUUAAUUGGCCAAGAAUUAGACUCUUUGGCUGAUUUGAUAUCUUUUGGUGUUGCCCCGGCUUGUAUAGCCUUCUCCUUAGGUAUGCAGUCCACUGCUGAUGUCCUUACGUUGGCAUUCUGUGUCCUGUGCGGACUGGGUAGAUUGGCCAGAUUUAAUGUUACUGUUACAAACAUUCCUAAAGAUCAGACCGGAAAAUCAAAGUACUUUGAAGGCUUCCCUAUUCCAACUACUCUUUUCUGGGUCAUGAUCAUGUUUGGCUUGCUCCUUAAGGGUUCUUACGCCCAAAAUCUCCCCGGUGGCCUACUUUGGCAAGGAACCUUCUAUGAAUGGCAUCCUUUUACUGCUGUCUUCUUUUUCCAAGGUAGUAUGAUGAUUAGUAAGAGUAUACAUAUUCCAAAGCUUUAA